Coniophora puteana RWD-64-598 SS2 is the source of this 633-nucleotide messenger RNA. RefSeq lists its product as uncharacterized. The transcript has 3 exons. The coding region runs from base 1 to 633 and encodes 210 amino acids. The record is from RefSeq and is a predicted model, not a curated record. Lineage: Eukaryota; Fungi; Basidiomycota; Agaricomycetes; Boletales; Coniophoraceae.
AUGGACCUAUUUCCUCUGCUCCCUCAACAUCUCUACGUCUCUCUGGAUCCCAUUCCCGGAAGCCCCUACUUCCCUCCGAAGGAGCUGGAGCUGGAACGGUGUCGUAACUUUCCAAUCAUCCUUGGAAGGUACGGCUGCGCCUUCUGGGCCACCCAACCGUCAACCCAAAAGAACGGGUACUUCCCCUUUGUAGGGAGCGGGGAAGAGAAUUUUGGUGAUAUCGACCCUUUCCAUGCUUGGAUUGAUAUUGAGGGAGUCACCGAACAGAACGGCGAAGCCGUAUGGUUGAAAGUUCGGAUUAAGAACAUGACUCCGACCGGGAGCGUCCUCGUCAUGAGAGGCGUUUCCGUCAACGAUGAACAGACAUUCAUCGAAUCCGGAAACACUGCUGACGAUCGUGAAACACCUGUCGUCACCCACUUACGCUUUGGAGAUCGUGGGUACCUGCAAUCAGGGGAUGUAUUGUAUUUUGGGAGCACGGACGGCCAGUCGCCAGGGAUGAGCGCGAGGGUUCAGAUCAAGGAGCACAGCUGCGUUGAGCAGUGGAAAGUCCCACCGUAUCGUAAAAUCAAGCGCCGCAUGCCCGACGCACCAUGGGAAGAUCUACUCCAGAUAGCUCGCGAUAUAUUCUAA